Penaeus chinensis is the source of this 5184-nucleotide messenger RNA. It is a transcript of the gene cdm, whose product is annotated as importin-13-like. Gene Ontology annotation, biological process: protein import into nucleus. Bases 68 to 2851 code for a protein of 927 amino acids. Lineage: Eukaryota; Metazoa; Arthropoda; Malacostraca; Decapoda; Penaeidae. Gene Ontology annotation, cellular component: cytoplasm; nuclear membrane. The transcript has 17 exons. Gene Ontology annotation, molecular function: small GTPase binding. The record is from RefSeq and is a predicted model, not a curated record.
CGGUCACGUUCUGUUUGUUACGGCGUCGAGUCGCUCUUGGACCUUCUCGAGGAGCACACCCUUUCCCAUGUCUCUCCUGCAGAAGCUCGAUUGCGCGCCCCAGUUUGUGGCCGCCGCGCCCUCGCUCCGCCGUUAUCACAUGGGCACAAGUAACAAGAUGGAGGUGUCAGCGGAGCAGGUGGAGCAGGCGGUGGUGGAGUUCUACCGGGACCCAGUUGCCAAGAGUGGCCUUAACACAUGGCUCAUGCAGGCCCAGCACUCCCGCCACUCCUGGACCUUUGCGUGGCCUCUUCUAGACCCCAGGAAGCCGGAAGAAGUACAGUUCUUCGCAGGAAACACAGUAUACAUGAAGGUGUCGAGAUAUUGGCAUGAAGUCCCCAAGGAAGAAUAUGAGCCCCUUAAAAUCAAGAUCCUUAACCUUAUAGCGCAGUAUAGCAAUUCUAAAGUCAUUCUAAAUAGAUUAGUCAAAUCUUUAGGGGCAUAUGUCAUCCACACUAUCCAGCAUGAUUGGACUACCGCCAUACAGGACAUUAUUACCAUGUUCGACCCAGGAACGGUGCCAGGCAUUGAACCUUCCACAGCACUGAAUCUUCUUUUUAGUAUACUUACUAUAAUACCUGAGGAGUUGGAAACUAUGCAAGAAGCAAUGAGUAUCAAUAGUAAAGACAAGCAGGUAAUAACAGCAGCUGUUAGAAAUAGCCAUCAGUCAGUGCUGAGUUUGAUCUCCCAAGUGAUGCAAGCUGGACAGAUCAGCAAUGUGAUAAAGGAAGUAGUGCUCAAGACUUUGAAUGCAUGGCUCAAGCUCUCCUUGCCACUCUCUGAGACCAGAGACCUACUUGUGGCGUUAAUACCUUACUCCAAUUACGCUCUCUUGUGUGAACCUGUCAUGGAUGCACUAAGAACUGCAGUGACUGAUGUUGGUACUUAUAACAUCCCCAACACAGUGAUGGACUUUGUCACACAGAUGUUACGGUUGAGGCCUGUGCUGGAGGAGGCUCAGCAUGCAAAUGAUGAGAAUACAGCAUCGUUGGUGUACAGUUUGUUUACCUCUGUAGUUGAAUGCCAUUCUCGGCUAUUGCUACAAUGUGCCCUUCAAGCAGAGCACCAGGCAACGGUGGUGCAGGUAGUUGCACUUUUACUCCAGUGUGCGGCUACCCCUGGCCAGUACCCUACCGACGAGACUACCUCUAACAUUCCCUUCGCUGUUUGGUUUACCAUUCAGGAUGAUAUUAUGACAUUUGAGGGAGAGCAGCAGGCAGAAUUGCUUCAGCUCUUCCAGCCAGUGUACCUGAAAUUGGUGGAUACCUUCAUCCAGAAAUCCCUGCUGCCUCCAGAUAAUGCUCUGUCCGCAGAGGAGAAGGAAAUGUUCCGUUGUUACAGACAAGACAUCUGUGAUACCUAUAUGUAUGCAUAUUAUGUAUUAAGAGGAGAUAUGCUGAGUCAUUUAGAAGUUCAUCUUAAGGAUGCUGUAGUUAAAAUGCAGAGUGACCCCACUGACUGGCGGUACUUGGAGGCAGUCCUGCAUGCAUACUCCUCUGUAGCUGAAACUGUUGCUGAAACAGAUAACUUUUAUGUGCCACGCUUCAUUCAGAGUAUACCUCAGAUACCAUUCUCUGAUAAUAUUCAACUAAUAUCUGUGGCAUUAACAACGCUAGGAGCAUAUGCGGAUUGGCUGAACUACCACCAAGAUCACAUGCACCACGUUAUUCCCCUCAUGGUGGAAGGACUUGUAAAUGCCUCUCUUGUUGGGGCUGCCUCCCAAGCCCUCAGGGACCUUACGUUAGAGUGCCCUCUCACCAUAUCUCCCUUCUCACAACCCAUCUUGACAAGCUGUCAGAGAGCACUGGAGCAGAGCCGACUUGACAGUGCUGAGACAGAGCGAAUCAUGACCAUCAUCAGCCGAGUGCUCUCUGUGGGCAAGGACCAGCCCACUAUCAUGACCUACCUCAAUGCUACCCUCACUCCCUACAUCUCACGUCUUAGUCAGCUAAAGGAUCUCAUGGGGAGUGGUCUUUCUCGAGAGCAACACAAUGAACUGGUCUCCCUCCUAAAACUCCUGUCCUGUAUGUCUCGGCAUCUCAACCUCAACAACUCAGCUGUGGAGGAAGAUGACGAUGAAGAUGGAACCACAAGAAGACAUUCCCAAGUAUUAUUAUUUUCUUUUAUUAUCGCCUCAAUUUUCUCAUUACAGCUUGUCAUUCUGUUUGGUCGAGAGGGUAAUCAAGAGGCCAACAUGGGUGUCCUGCUACGGAUGGUGACGACAACUACACUGAACCGAGCCUCGACCGACCUCUGGGCCCACACAGAUGCGGUCCAUGGCUGCCUCACACUGCUCACCGCCUCCUUCAAGAAAACUCCAAACCUUGUCUCAGCUCACCACAAUCAUGUUGCUCCACUGUUCCACCUAGGUGUUGAAGCUCUAAAGCUACCAGAGGAAGGAACAGUGCGGAGUGCUGGACAUUUCCUCUCUAGCUUCAUUCUUCUUAGCCGCGAUGCAAGUAUUGGGUGCCUCCAGCCUGUGGUUGCGCAUAACACAGAAACUCUUCUCCGAACGCUGAUGUUCUGCAUUUGUAACUCUCCACGACAUAGCCUAAGCAGCUUCAGUGAUGUUCUCAGCGCACUGUGCAAGAUGUAUGGGGAUGACCUAACUCGCACCUUCAAGACACUUCAAGCUGAUGAGUCAUUCCUCUCUCCACGGGUCACAGCACAGCACAAGGAGGAGUUUGCCAAAAAAGUGUUGAAGAACAGAGGCAGCAAGCGCAGGAUUCUAGAGGCAGUUACUGAUUUAGCUCUGAUUGGAAGAGGUUUGGCUGGGACUGACUACGGGGCUCAGACUCGAGGCUUCCACUGACUAUAGGCUGUCCCUUUGCAUCUCAGAAAAUGAGCACCUUCUUCAAGCAGCUUAAGCCAGAGUAGGAUUGUUUGGCUCAGGAGUAUGCAUCUUGUGUAAAGGUCAACCAAAUGCAUUGAGAUGGAGGGCAGCAAUCACUUCAGCAGCUAUGGUGUUAACUCUUCUUUCUUCCGUCUUGCUGACAUUCACUCUCCACCCUCUGAUAUUUUAUUUUUGAUCUUAUAUUGUCUCUCAUGGUUGUUUCUUUCCUCAUAGCUGUCAGCUUAGAGAAGGAAAGGUGUAUAGUGUAUACAUGUAAUUAAGGCAUCCCACUAUCCCAGUUAUUAUCAUUGGCAUGGAAUGCUUCUGAGAAGAUCUUCCUUGGCCAGUCUGAAGAAGAAAAAUAUUUUUGACAAUCUGUCCAAUAUGGCGUUGAUCACUGUAUUUGACGCGGAUUGUUAUAGAAACGGAAGUGGAAAUAUUAAGAUAUCUCUUUUUCCUCAUCACUUUACAGAGCUUUGAAUGUUAUAUAUUCCAAAGCAGGACAUAGUAAUUUUUGCACAUAAAACUAGAUAUUUAUUUUUGUUGUCAGAUCAAUACAGUGUAGAUUCCAUGUGGCAAAAAGUAAUGCCUCCCACAGUAUUAUCCUUGUGUGUGUGUGCAUUUCCCCACGUAUAGUAUAUAGAGUGGGACAAUUUAUCAGGCUCGCUUGCAAACCCAGCUGAGCUUCGGAUGCAUGUUAUAUCCCUCUGGUCAUCCUGAAGUGCGAGCCCUGCGAUGGACAGAAAUAUGAAACGAUUCCUAAUUGUGAAUGCUGCGACCUUGCAUCAGGGUUAAGUAGCAAAGGGUACAAGCCUCGUUAGAAAAGAACAACAGUGAUAAAUUUUACCAUUGGUUUACAAUCAUAACAUCAAGCAUCAUAAUCUCCAUUCCACUUCUCUUGUAUCUUUGUAUGUGCCGAUAUACUUGUUUAUAUUCCACAGUCUACUGGUUUUAAUUGAAACUUACUGUAAAUAACUGUAUGAUCAGUUUUUGUAAAAAUAGAAAAGCAUAAAAGAGGUUAAAAUAUAGAUUGUUAGGGGUUACUUUUGAGAUAUAUGUAAAAACAUGGGCUAAUUCAAAGUGUGAAUAAUUUUGUUUUUACUCAGCAAUUACUUUUUUUAUUUAAAUUUAUGAUAAUCCAAGUCCAUAAUUGGUUUAUGAAUUGGAAACUUCCUGAGGUGUCAAAAAAUCAACUAAUAAUUUUUUUGAUAUGUGUUAAUUUCUCUGCCAUAAUGGCUUUCUGUUAAGAUAAAUUGAAUCAUGUAAAGACUCUUAUUGUUUUACAAAGUAUGUAAAUUGUAAUAUUGUUAAAUUGUCAAGAAAAGUAAUCUUGUUAGUCUUCUGUUACUAUGUAUAGUUUGGGUUAUCAGUUUAACUUGAGAAAGGUUUCAUAAUUCUUACCUACCCCAUUGGAGGACAGCAGCAAAGGUUAUUGUUUCACUCGUGACUCAACGAUUUGUCAGAGCUAAUUAGAACCUACCAAUACAAACAAGAGAGAGAAAACAAAAUGGUAUUCAGUAAGAAAAUUUGUACAGAGACCUCUUUGUCUUCAGUAUAUUGUAUCAUAUUUUUUGUGUAUUUUAUCUUAAUGUUUUCUUAUUUUUAUUAUUAUAGUAGAGGAAAAGGUGAUACCAUGAGUAUUAUGAAUCAAAGACUCCAGGGUUUGUAAUAAUGUUUCAGACUUAACAAUUUUUUUUAUAUGGUUUUAGAAUCGGUAGUGUUGAACAUGAACAUAUAUACAUAAUUAUAUAUACUGGAUAUAUAUACAGUGUAAGGCAUGAAAAAGUUGUUAUUAUUUGUUAAAAAAAAUCUUUUGGAAAGAUACAGGUGAUAUUAUACUUAACCAGUUUGAAUAGGCUUCUAAGGGAGUUGUGAUGUUGUACAAAUAUUUGAUUCUCCACUUUAAAAUACAGUCCUAAGUAUAUUUUAGUCCUUACCAUAAGCAGCCCUCGCAUACCCAUACCUUUGUCAGUCUAAAUGUGUUUUUUUCUUCAAUCUGUUGCACAGUUUUUGCAGUUUGCCUCCUUCCAUGCCCACACUUUUUCUGUACCUGUCAUUUGCAUUGCAUUUUCCCCGAGACUGACGGAGGUUCCAGUACUCAGUACUUUCCUCUUUUUAUCCCAAAGAUUUUAUGGAGAAUCAUUUGUACACAUGACAAGUCUUUUAUUGGGAUCGAGGGUGACUUCUGAUGCCCCAGUUUGCUAAGCGAUGUAGACAUUUUGAAGAUAUAUAUUUUUUGGCAAUAACAGAAUUUAUGAUCUCCCUCCAAGAAAAUAUUUGUGAUGUUUUAACUAUUAAAAGAUUUUUUUUAC